CCCAGCCUGGGUUUCUCUGGCCGGCAAACUCCGCUGCUCUGGAGGCUACUUCCUGUGGUGUUUAUCAACCAUAUUUGUCUUAAAGAUUAGUAAGUACUUCCGUUGAGACCAUGACUAGGUGGGCACGAGUUACCACGACCCAAAACAAGAGACCUUUCUCUGCAACAUCCUGGGAGGACUUGAAGAAAGGCUCCUCCUAUGAGGGAAAAAGCCAGAACUUACGAAAGCAUCAGCAACGUGAAGUCAAUAAGCUGUCUCUUAAAAAGGAUGCACCCCAUGCAAAACACAAAAAGAACAAAAAGAAAAAGGAGUACUUAAAUGAAGAUGUGAAUGGAUUCAUGGAGUACCUAAGACAGAACUCACAGAUGGUUCACAAUGGGGAGAAGAUAGCAACAGACAGUCAAGAAGUAAGGGAAGAAAUAGCAAUUGCUUUAAAGAAAGAUAAUCGUCGGGAAGGAAGACGAUUAAAAAGGCAAGCAGCAAAGAAAAAUGCCAUGGUAUGCUUUCAUUGUAGAAAACCUGGCCAUGGGGUUGCAGAUUGCCCAGCUGCCCUUGAGAAUCAUGAUAUGGGAACUGGAAUAUGUUACCGGUGUGGGUCCACAGAGCAUGAAAUAACCAAGUGCAAAGCGAAAGUAGACCCAGCUCUAGGUGAAUUUCCUUUUGCAAAAUGUUUUGUUUGUGGGGAAAUGGGGCACCUGUCUAAAUCUUGUCCUGAUAAUCCCAAAGGACUUUAUGCUGAUGGUGGUGGCUGCAAACUUUGUGGCUCUGUGAAACAUUUUCAGAAAGAUUGUCCUGAAAAUAAGAAUUCAGAGAGAAGGAUCACAGUUGGUCGCUGGGCAAAGGGAAUGAGUGCUGACUCUGAGGAACUGUUGGAUGUGCCCAAACUACAGAAACCUAAAACAAAGACACCUAAAGUUGUUAACUUUUGAUAAGCGCUGUUCCUCUUGUCAGUCAUUACUUCAUUGUUUCAUUCUGAACU
Suncus etruscus (white-toothed pygmy shrew) is the source of this 979-nucleotide messenger RNA. RefSeq names its product zinc finger CCHC-type containing 9 (gene ZCCHC9). Gene Ontology annotation, molecular function: nucleic acid binding; zinc ion binding. The transcript is spliced from 6 exons. The coding region runs from base 111 to 929 and encodes 272 amino acids. The record is from RefSeq and is a predicted model, not a curated record. Lineage: Eukaryota; Metazoa; Chordata; Mammalia; Eulipotyphla; Soricidae.